Messenger RNA from Naegleria lovaniensis, 1134 nucleotides. RefSeq lists its product as uncharacterized. The coding region runs from base 1 to 1134 and encodes 377 amino acids. The transcript has a single exon. NCBI's taxonomy places the organism in Eukaryota, Heterolobosea, Eutetramitea, Acrasida, Naegleriidae. The record is from RefSeq and is a predicted model, not a curated record.
AUGAGAAAGUUACUCCUCGAUAAGGUUCGUGAAGACUUUUCACAACGACCUUCCACAUCCUUUAACAUUACCUCUGUUCCACAACCACCUCCAAUGAUGUUGCAUCAACACCCUCCUUCUACAUUCCCAUCCAUCAUGAAUUCGUCGUAUCCAUCUGGCCAGAGCAAUCAAGAUUCAUUGUCUCAACCAACACUCGUCUCCUCUGUUCCAACACACUCUGAGGACGACAUCUCAAAUACCAAAAAGAGAAAGUCCAUGAAUGAAGCUCAUUCCAAUGGUUCUACUUUAGCUAACACGAACAACAAUACCUCUUCGUAUGCCGUUCAAACCAGAAAACGAGCAAAAAGCCAUGAAGUGAUUUCAAAUACCUCUGGAGUCUCUCACUCUUCAUCGGAUGUCAGAGUGGAACAGCAUCAAACUGUUUGUUGCAUUGAGGGUUGUGCCAGAGAUGUUUCCAACCGAUUAAGAUUCUCAUUGAGAUGUCCCACAGAAUUCAAACGAGAGUUCAUAGCAUCAGAUUGGAACAAUGUGUGCAAUUAUUGCUAUUUCCAUGAUUUGUAUCAAUGGAAAAAGUUGAACAUGCCUACUACCAAUGCUUCCACAGGAGGAGAGAAUAAGAAGCAGCAGCAGCAUGGAGUCACUGCACGAAAACGAUCGAGUUCGAGUGUGAGUUCAUCGACGAAAUCUUCAUCGACGUCGAGCUCGACACCCUCUAACUCACCUCCCAUGAUUUCCAUUCAGCAACAUGCACAACAACAGCAACCCACCCUCUCUCAUCCAACAACAACAACCCAUCCUUCAUUGUAUCCUAACAAUCACUCUGUGUCAGAUCACUCCAAUACGAACAAUACUCAAUUACCUUCCAUGAACAGUACUUCAUCUUCACCUGUCUAUCCCAUGAAAAAGACCAUUGCUAAGAAACCACUCAAAAUUGAUACUAGUUUCACGACCAGUACGAGUACGCAAUUGUGUCCUCCUUCUCACAUGUUAUUAAGGGCAUCUCAAACUCAAAUGAAUAUUCAACCACAACCUCCUCAACAACAAAACAUGUUGGUGGAUCCUUCGCCAGUGCAUCGUGAAGAUGUAAAUACGUUGAUUAAGUUCUUACAAAUUGCCUCAACGAAUAGCAUGUAA